UUUUAAUCACCGGGCGAACUUUUCUAGUUUUUAAGCCGUCCCCAAAAUGCGCGAUCCCCAGUCGGAAGAGCGAUUUGUGCGCCGGUGCCGCUCAGCUUAAAUUCGGCCGGGGCUGAAGUUUCGCCCCCAGCUCGGCUUCUCCAUCCCCGGCGUUUUUCCUCCCCUUCCCCGACCGCCUCCAGGUAGGAGCCCUCCCGCACCGCACCGCUCCGCUCAAACAAAGCAUCCGGAGGGUGAUGACGCUCCAGUAGGUUUUCCAGCCCUCGCUUUGCUUUCCCUCCAGGGAAGGUCGUUCCGCACACGAUCCCGCUGAGGAAAGACACUCCGAUGGACUUACACCGGGCCGCCUUCAAGAUGGAGAACUCACCCUACCUCCCCAACCCGCUGGCCUCCCCGGCGCUGAUGGUCCUCGCCUCCACCGCUGAAGCCAGCCGCGACGCCUCCAUCCCGUGCCAACAGCCGCGGCCUUUCGGGGUCCCAGUCUCAGCAGACAAGGACGUGCACAUCCCCUUUACCAAUGGCUCCUACACCUUCGCUUCCAUGUACCACCGGCAAGGCGGUGUGCCGGGCGCCUUCGCCAACCGUGACUUUCCUCCCUCUUUGCUUCACCUGCACCCCCAGUUUGCACCCCCCAACCUGGACUGUACCCCGAUCAGCAUGCUGAAUCACAGCGGGGUCGGGGCCUUCCGCCCCUUCGCCUCCAGUGAGGACCGGGAGAGCUACCAGUCGGCCUUCACGCCGGCCAAGCGCCUGAAGAACUGCCACGACACCGACUCGCCCCACCUGCGCUUCUCGGAUGCCGACGGGAAGGAGUACGAGUUUGGCACCCAGCUCCCCUCCAGCUCCCCUGGCUCGCUCAAAGUUGACGAGACGGGGAAGAAGAUCUUUGCAGUGUCGGGCCUCAUUUCGGACCGGGAGACCUCGUCCAGUCCUGAAGACCGAAGUGACAGAUGCAAAAAGAAAGCGACAUUGUUUGACAGCCAAGCUCCCAUCUGCCCCAUCUGCCAGGUCCUCCUGCGCCCUGGAGAGCUGCAGGAGCACAUGGAGCAGGAGCUGGAGAAGCUCACCCAGCUGAACAUCAGUAAGAACUCCAUCCUGAAGGAUGCUAUGGCAGCAGGCACCCCCAAGUCAAUUUUGUUGUCGGCUUCAAUCAAGCGGGAAGGAGAUUCUCCAACAGCAUCACCCCACUCCUCGGAUGACAUCCAUCACUCAGACAGAUACCAGACCUUCCUGCGGGUGCGAGCGAACCGGCAGACCCGGCUGAACGCUCGGAUUGGAAAAAUGAAACGGAGGAAGCAAGACGAAGGGCAGGUAUGUCCCCUCUGCAACCGACCUCUGUCAGGAUCCGAGGAGGAGAUGAGUAGGCAUGUGGAACAAUGCCUUGCAAAGAGAGAAGGCUCGUGCAUGACUGAGGAUGACUCCGUAGACAUCGAGAACGAGAAUGGCAACCGCUUUGAAGAAUACGAAUGGUGUGGGCAGAAGAGGAUACGGGCCACUACUCUCCUGGAGGGAGGAUUUCGAGGUUCUGGGUUCAUCAUGUGCAGCGGCAAAGAGAAUCCAGACAGCGACGCUGACCUGGAUGUGGAUGGGGACGACACACUUGAAUACGGGAAACCACAGUACACAGAGGCAGACGUUAUCCCUUGCACUGGAGAAGAGCCAGGUGAAGCCAAAGAGAGGGAGGCGCUCCGAGGUGCUGUUUUAAAUGGUGGCACACCCAGUACUCGAAUAACGCCGGAGUUUUCUAAAUGGGCCAGCGAUGAAAUGCCCUCAACGAGUAAUGGUGAAAGCAGUAAACAGGAAACCAUGCAGAAGACCUGUAAGAACAGUGACAUUGAAAAAAUUACAGAAGACUCUGCAGUGACAACAUUUGAAGCACUAAAGGCUCGUGUCCGUGAGUUAGAAAGGCAGCUUUCCCGUGGGGACCGCUAUAAAUGUCUCAUUUGCAUGGACUCCUACACAAUGCCCCUGACUUCCAUUCAGUGCUGGCAUGUGCACUGUGAAGAAUGCUGGCUGCGGACUCUGGGUGCCAAGAAGCUCUGUCCCCAGUGCAACACCAUCACAUCCCCCGGAGACCUUCGGCGCAUCUACUUAUGAAGGACACAGCAGGAGGGCGGCUCUCAGCUCAGCGCAGCGCACCCACGGGGAGAGGAAAAAAAAAAAAAAAAAGGAAAAAAAAAAAAAAGAAAGACGUUUUAAAAAC
This is a messenger RNA of Phasianus colchicus (ring-necked pheasant), 2203 nucleotides long. It is a transcript of the gene RNF220, whose product is annotated as ring finger protein 220. Lineage: Eukaryota; Metazoa; Chordata; Aves; Galliformes; Phasianidae. The record is from RefSeq and is a predicted model, not a curated record. Gene Ontology annotation, molecular function: metal ion binding; ubiquitin protein ligase activity. Gene Ontology annotation, biological process: protein ubiquitination.